Salvelinus sp. IW2-2015 is the source of this 816-nucleotide messenger RNA. Lineage: Eukaryota; Metazoa; Chordata; Actinopteri; Salmoniformes; Salmonidae. The record is from RefSeq and is a predicted model, not a curated record.
AUGGCCACGGGGCGUACACCAGCCAAGACCAGGCUAGACCUGGAGGACAUGGAGCAGGAGACUCCUCUGUGGGUCCCACCCCUGGGGAUCCCUCCAGACAGACACACAGCAGAGGGACUACUGGAGGAAGUAGUGGAGGCAGAGGAACCAGCCCAGGAGGAUGACUCUGUCUCACUCUCCAUCUCUAUCCACAGUUACACCAGGCCUCUGGUGAAGGACAGGGACCCAAGGGGAGUCAACAAGUGUCUAAAGGUGACGUUUGAGGACGUGAUAGCUGAGCCCCCCUCGGUGCGGAGCUUCGAUAAGGUGUGGCUGUGGAGCUACGCMCUGUUUGAAGUGUCCCGUCUCUGGUGCUACCGGCUCAUCUCCCUCCUCCUGGCCGUGCCCGUCUCUCUGGUAGCAGGGAUCCUCUUCGCUGUCCUCAGCUGCCUACACAUCUGGCUGAUCAUGCCCUGUAUGCAGCUCUUCCUGAUCAACAUGCACUGGGUUCAGACUGUGUGGAGCAGUGUGUUAAACAUCGCCAUCACUCACUUCUUUAAGAGUAUGGGAAAGUACUGUGGUAGCAUCAACGUCCGACUAGCCAGGGACGGAUGUUGGGCUCUUCUACCUUCUAUGGGAGUGUGGAGGGAUGGUGGAGGGAGGGUGGAGGGAGUGUGGAGGGCUGGUGGAGGGAGGGUGGAGGGAGAGUGGAAGGGAUGGUGGAGCGGGAGUGUGGAGGUGGAUGGAGAGGUGGAGGAGGGUGGAGGGAGUGUGGAGGGACGUGGGGGAGGAGGGAACUGGUACAGGAAACAUGAUCAAGCCACUGCUCUUCCCUAA